Messenger RNA from Amoebophrya sp. A25, 7273 nucleotides. NCBI's taxonomy places the organism in Eukaryota, Dinophyceae, Syndiniales, Amoebophryaceae. The record is from the annotation of a GenBank genome assembly.
AGGAGCCAUAGGAUUCGAGACAGUCUCAUCUUCAGGUUUCUUACAACAUCUUCAUCCAUCCUGCUUUUCGCGCAUCAAAUUGUUCUUCAAUUCGAAAGUAGAUCUAGAUUUUUGGUUUUGAUCUCUGUCUUCCACAAAACCCAGUAGUUCAGAAACGAAAUUCCAAAAAACAAGUCAUGCAGCAAGGUGGUUACUACAAUACCAAUACUGGAGGAGGCUCCUCCUUUGCCCCUCCAACCCAGGCUAACCAAGCUAUGUACGGCUUCGGAUGGUUCAACGGUGGAGGCUCUUCAUCCAGAACUAAUGUUAAGGCUACCGCUCAUGCUCAAGCAUCGAUCCAUCCCCUUCCUCAGCAUUAUAGAUCCUUGGAGGUUCCUUGUUUUCUACUUGAAAAAGGCGCCCAGACUGCGCUCAGCAGCAAUGUUUCCCAACUACGCGGUAGUAGGAGCAGCUCUAAUACUGGUUACAAUACCUACGGUGGUGCGCCCAAUCCCUAUUUGAUUCCUGCUGGAAACGUGCGUGAGAUUGUAGAAGAAGAUCCCGCGAAGGUGCACGUGCGUAAGGUAGAGGGCGAGCAAUUGAGACUGCUGGACGCUCUUUUUCGCCGUCACGAUGAACUGAGCGCACGCAGUCAUAAAUGGAAUUUUGUGAAUUUAAGACAAGAAUCAUGCAAAAAUUUUAGCUGGUGCUUCUGCGAAGAAUCAAACUCACGCGAUACCUUUCACUCUCUAACCUCCGUCCUCGUCUACGCUGGAGUGAUUGCGAAUGUCGCGAUCUUGUAUGCCAAAUCGAACUGGAUUCCGGACGACAUCAAGGCUCAACUCGGCGAACACAGUAGCCGUGAAACGACUACAACGCUUUUUUUGAUACUCGGAUGUAUCAUGUUGUUUUUGGUAUGGCUUUGACAUCUGUUGCUUUGAUGUAAUGGAGGACGACCUCGUUGUAAUUAUUGUAUGGCUUUGACAUCUGUUGCUUUGAUGUAAUGGAGGGCGACUUCAAGCAUUCGCACCAGCACAUCUAAUCUUCUGGGUCCUCUUUUCCAUCGUCGCCAAAGGAGCGGCGCCGACCUUUCAAUCGGCCUUAGCGGAGGAGCUGAAGGGAGAGGCAGCGGCUAAAAUCGCCAGCAUUUCCGACUUGCAAGAAUUGAUUGAUCCGACGCCUUGGGUCUACACCAGUCGGCUGCUAAAUCAGAUUGGGUUGUGGACCACGGUGGGCUUUCUCUUUUUCCAGACGUUCUUUAUCUUUUUCACGAUGACGAACUCGGUGUUCCAUCAUAAUGGCGAGUCCUUACGUCGAUUUGCAGGCCUUGGAACCUCUACUGCGUUGCCGCAUAAUACGGGGUCUGCCAGCACUCGCCCGACCGGUUUAAAACUCGGUAAGUUAAGGCUGGGGGGGUUGACGUUUCAGUGUUUUUCUCUCAGGAGGAGUUAGAAUCCACGACUUCAUCUUCUUCUCUAAUCGAAGAGGAUCUGGCUCUCUUCUUCUCUAAGAGAUCUUCUCUUCUUCUCUAAUUAAAGAUGAUUUGGUUCUGGAUUUCAUAUCCGUCGGACUCGUCUUGGUGGCUACGGUUGCGGCGGUCGUGAUGAUCGCCACCUUUCAAUGUCGUGAUCAGGAAGAACAGAGCAAAACGGGAGUGAUGGAAGACGUUAUGAUUCAUGGUUCAUCCUCUUGCUCUAGUUGUAAGUAGAAAAGGCUACUCGCAGCUCUUGUUGUAGACCACGUUGUAGACAGCCACUGCCUCCACACUCGUCAUUAUGUUCCUCUGUUAGCACCUUUUUAGUAAUAUACAUAGGUCACGAGCACGAGCUUGAUUUCUUUUACACAUACAUACUUAAACAAGGCUGCUAUGUUGUAUGAAUCUCCUCACCUUAGGCACUUUCUUCUAAUUUUCCGACCCACCAAUUGCAAAAUAGUAACCAGAAGCAGCAACUUAGUGUGAUGGACCAGAUGAAGUACGAAGCGAUCUUGAAGGAGAAGCAGAAUGCCCAUACGGGAGCAGACAACUGCGCAGGUGCUUCAGUGUCUGCGUGGACUUUCAUCGCAAUCGUUUUGACGCUUUUUGGCAUCACGCUGUACAACUUGUACAAGCAUGAGAUGAGCAUCCACUUCUUUUUUCCGAUCGCUUGUGGAUUUUUCGCGCUGUUCUGCAUGCUCUCGGCGGUAUUAGAUAUAUAGAUGUACAGACGUAGUCUCUAGGAGGCAUCUUUUUGCCGGAAGUGGUUGCAAAAAAUGGACGGAGCUACGCGCGCAACUGGAGGGACUCGAGCGCGGGGUCUUUCAUAUCGCGCAAGAUGUUUAUAGGAGGCGGGGCCGCCUCAUGUCGUGCAAGAACUGGCUGAAGCCGGUGAAGCUCUUGAGGAGCUGGAAGGCAUUGGCGCGGCAAUUGCCACGCCUAAGGAGCUCGCCGCCCUCGGCUGCUUCGGUAUCAGCUCCAUUGCCGGAGAUGAGCGAGGCCUAUGCGUCGGCUUGGCUGCUUGCUAUGUCUCUGCAGGUGUACAGUGUCCCGGACGCGACUACAACGAAGAAGAAGGCAGUAGGCCGGGCAGAGUGGCCACCGGUAGGGUGGGCGAAUUGCUUGCCAUGACAGGCCACAAAAGUGAGGACGUCGCCGAGCUCCGCGCCUGUUGUGAGGCUAGGGACUCUCCGGGCUGUACACGCCAGCAGUACUGCGACAAGUGUAAAAGUAAGAGCGUGCCCAAGCUACACAGGGGCAACUGCAAAGCUGUCGAAAGAGAAGGCGCGGGGCGCACGGCCAGGCAACACAUAGGCAAAGGCGUCGAAGGAGUGCGCGCAACCGGCUCGGCCGCGAGUGAUAUGGUGAGUGCCCGCAGACUGGCUGAAUUUCUUACGAAGUCCGUACCGCUGGCGCUGUCGCUAGUCGUGUCCCGGGUGCGACAAUCAACGACGAAGGAAGUAGGCUGAGCAGAGUGGCCACCGGUAAGCGGAUUGCUGGCCAUAACAGGCCGGGAAAGGAAGGACGUCGCCAAGCUCCGCGCUUGUUGUGAGGCUAGGGGCUGCCUGGGUUUUACGCGCCAGCAGUACCACGACAAGCGUAAAAGCUUGCCCAAGCUACACAGAAGCAACAGCAAAGCCGUCGAAGACUUUGGGGGCAGGCAUGGCAGGCCAGACUGCCAGCGGCUUGGGAAUCAAUCGGCCGCGGGUGCCCGGAUCAGAGCAGGCGAAGAGCAUGCGGCCCAAAAAGGCAACCGGAUCAAUUUCCCAGCUCCUUCAGUAUGCGGCGCUGAAACCUGAGCCGAAGACACCGCGGGAACUUUGCAGACGUGGAGGGGUCAGCCUGGGUGCGAGAUGAUGCGACUUCUUCGUCGUUUUCUACUGCCGCCCAGCGACGUCGGGCGCUUGCAUGUUGAAGCCGAUAGGGGUAGGGCCGUGAGUAGUUCGCUUCCGGCUGCAGCUCUGGCGCUGCGAACUUAGCUGCAUGAUACCCGAAGAGGGGGCUCCUGCAUCUGCCAAAAAGCUGCCCGCGAAGGUCGCCACCUCUUGGCGCCAACUAAGUCUCUUUCGCACCACAGUGAGACCUGAAGGGGCUUGGUUUGAUGCGGGAGCGAGUUGGCUUUGAGUCAGCUGUGAAGUCGGAUUGCUAGCGCAAACCGAAGACCCAGAAAAAGAGUGAGGGGGUUGGGCUGGCUGGGUUCUGGUCGAGAUUCAUGCCUUUGAGGGUAUUCUUUGCGAGUUUCUGCAUGAUUUGAAAGGACAAAAGCACAGAGAAAGAAGAGGCACAACCUUGAAGGACCAGAACAAUCUGCGCCGAUUUCUCCACCUUUGAAGCUUUGGGGGCCUUGUAGUGCCACAGAUGGCGAGAGAAGUCAAGCCCAUGCGGGCAGUUUCAAAACUCUUGGGCGUCCUCUGCGCCGUUCGUUCUUUCUUCUUGCGUGUUCAUGGGGCAACACGCAUGAGGCCGAUCAGCUCAGGAGAGGGAGAACCAUCGAGAACGGGAUGAACGGAGUCGGCGCGCCGCCCUUCCGUCUGGUACAGUCUCCACAGCCGCGCAACCCAAGAGCACUAGAGCCAGAGGCGUUCGCGCGACGCGUGGGCUCGGGCGUCGGGCAUGGUGAGAAGAGAAGCCAGUCGCCGGGACGGUGGGCGGCACUGGAGACGACGGCGCCGCAACAUCAGGGGGAGGGGAGCGCGAUGGGAUCACUCGCAACGGGAGGGGGAGGGUACGCGCGCACCCUCCUCCGCGUGGUGCUGGGCAAGCCGCUACUGCUGCAGCUUCGGGCCCCGGGGCGGCGACCUCUUCGACGGGAGUGCCGUAGGCGUGUUGUAUUCAGUUUUCUCUUUCUAUGGUGUGCGCGGGGUCUGCGGAAGUUUCAAACGCACAGGGCAAGACGUUUGCUGCGGCAGCAUCGAGCCCGCAAGUUCUUUGUCAGCCGUGGCCCGUUAGCUUUUGCGCCAAUGGAACAAGUAAGUUCGGGCGGAUAGCUUGCGGCCAUCCUUAAACAAAACGGCUGGCCUGGUAGUCUUUUUCUUCGAAAGGGCGGGCCUUGUAGAGGGAAUGACGCGAGGGAGUGCGCCGCGAUGCGUUUUAUGAAGAGCAUUCGCAUGCGGUGCGCACCUCAGGCCACAGCCCCGAGGUGGAACCCUCGGGCCAAGAAGGUGAUGAUCGUAAGCCAUUCUUCACAAGACUAACACACAAGGAGCCCAGCGCCGCCGGCUCGGGUGGCUCGGCUCCCCGUCCCAAGGUAGCCGCCGCAGCUUCUCCCUCUGGGAAGGAACGGGAGCCACGACAGGCGCUUGUCUCUUUAAUCUUUCGUCAGUUAUUUGAAUUUGCUUCGUACGCGUUUUUUAUUUUUUCUCACCAUCAUCCAUGUUCAGCGGUACAACUAGCAGUUCUUGGGCGUUUGUUAGGGCUUUCCAAAGUCCUUGCUUGCCUCUUCUACUGGCUCGCUUGUUUCGCUCAAGAGCAAUCUACUGCAGGGGCCAGAGUGGCCAGCUCUUGUCUGGUCGCCAUCCCCAUCUAGUUUUGAAGCUUGUUGGUUGUGGUUCUCAGUGACAGUGAGAUCACAGCGAAUGUCUCUUUUUGCCAUCAUUACAACUCAGAUUUCGAACCAUGUUUCAUCGGAUGAUGCAUGUGCAGCAGAGAGUAAAACUGCCAUGGGAGCUCAGCGACGCCGCUCCGCAGUCCUUUUCAUGGUGCUUGCGCUCCUUCUACUUUAUUACAUGGGAUUUUUUGUUUUAUGGCCGCCACUACCAGUGAUCUGCAUUUGAUUUUGCACGUGCGUCCUUCCUUGUGAUUGUGUAGCUAGUUGAAUGCCUUUUUAGAAGUCAUAUCCUUCGUCUUGCGCUUUUUAUUCCAGCUCGCUGGUGCAGGUUUCUCUGACAUGUUGUAAAAUACUCUUCAUCUUGACGUCUUCAUCAAUCCAAUCCAACCCAAAAGUUGGUAUGAGAAAGAUGAAUCGUUCUAAUCUUCAUUUGUUUCAACCUGUAUUGCAACAUUGUGGAAAAGUACCAAGAUUGGUGGGCGAACAACAACAACUGGCGCAAUAUUAGUUAAGAAGCGGCAAUCGAUAGUAUCUCUUAUAAAGUUCCAUCAUGAUUAGCAUAUCUCUCUCUCUUUUUGACAUUCGUAGUCGUUUCUCUUGCCUGAAGAAGAAGUAAAAAUGGUUGAGAUUCUCGGAGGUCUAGGAAUACCAAUUCUAGAUCGUUCUCCUGCUGCUGAUGCAUACCAUAAAAAUGCGAAAAAUCUCUUUUUACUUGUACCAGGAGAAACCCUAAGCCCUAAGUAAUGAUGAUAGUCCUUUAACUCUCGGAAGAGCCUCGCUUUAUCCUGACCCGUUCUUUUGCGUUCGUGUUCCAGUAUUUGAUGGUUUUGGCCUUGCAUGCCAUGGGCGUCGGCGUCGAGGGCCUUGCUAUGAACACGCAAAUGCACUUAAUCGAUUGCUGCCGUCAAGUAAGCCAGAUGUUGCUGGUGGCGAAAGUUAUGCGAAAGAUCAUGUUCAUGCCUCUCUGUAUUUAUACUAUAAGAACAAUUAUAAGUAUGAAAUAGAAUUAAAAUAGAAAAUGAACAUCUUCUGCAGCAAUGGUUGAGUCUGUUGACAUUAUGAUGAAGAAAUGUGUUAGAUUUACGAAUCAAGGUUUCAUCAAUCGCGAUCGUUCUCCAUCUCACCUCCUUGUGAUUCAACGAGCAGCCUUCCUUGUGAUUCAACGAGCAGCCUUCCUUGUGAUUCAACUUACCUUCCUUGUGAUUCAACUGACCUUCCUUGUCGUGAUUCAAUUAGCUUACUACACAAGAACCAAGUCUCCUCUACUAGCUACUGCUAACAAAUUCGAGAAACAAGAAAAGCGGCAGGGUGGUGGCUCACCUAGCUACCCUCCUUCGGCUGGUCAAAUGGGCCAAAGCAACGGUGCAACAAUCAUCAUCCAGCAACAACCUCAGCCGAACAUGCGCAACACUGGGUAUGGAGCGACAUACAGUUGAGUACAAAAGGGUUAGGAGGAAGAGUCGAGAAGGAGGAAGAUGAGGAACAAGUACUCGAAAACUGAAAAUAACCAAGUUAGUGACUGAAAUAAGGCGGGAGGUAGCUCUAGCCGGCUACUCUUUGUUUGUUCUUCAGUAUCUCAGUUAUUCUGAUCAGUUAUACUUGCUUAUUUCCUUUUCAGUUUAUCGAAUAGUAGACAACUCAGGAAGCCCGUGCCAGGACAAUGAGUUGUAUGGGGCUGUUCAGGAACCACAUGGUCAGGAGCUGGUAGUUGUGCCAGAUCAUCAAGGUGGUGGAGAUGCUGGCGUAAAAAUGACGAAGAUGAACAUGGAGAUGAAGGUUCAAGAAUGGUUCUGGAGACUAUAGUGAUGCUCAGGCCUUCUGAAGUUCAAACAAUUACAAUUAGAUUACAACGAGGAGCCUAGAAAGUUUCGUUACACAUAAGGAUAAGUAGAAAGACUCGAUCAUGAUUGAAAAAUACGAAUGCAGCCUCUGUUUGUAGCUUCAGGCUAAGUUGUCACUGAGAUGAUAACAAGCUUCCAUUUUGGGAAUAAAGGUGUUGGAUUAAAUUUUGAGCAGGGCGUAUUUAGAAGAUGAAGUACUACACUAGUUUGAUAAAAAAGUAUUCUGCGUUCUUGUAGCGACCCAUUUGCUUGCACUACAAGUUCUUCUAGCAUGAUUCCUUGUUGACACACUUAUUUUUUUCGACACAUCUACUAAAAGGGCAUGAAACCAAGCCGUCCGAACGAAUCAGGAACCCUAAGCCUUCUAAAGGGGCAUGAAGCCAAGCCGUACGAACGAAAGAGGAACCCUUCUAAGCCUUCUACUUAACUCGG